This is a messenger RNA of Schistosoma haematobium, 5591 nucleotides long. RefSeq names its product WD repeat-containing protein 46. The transcript has 2 exons. Bases 3386 to 3772 code for a protein of 128 amino acids. The record is from RefSeq and is a predicted model, not a curated record. Lineage: Eukaryota; Metazoa; Platyhelminthes; Trematoda; Strigeidida; Schistosomatidae.
GCUAAUACCGUACAGGUAUGAUAUUUCUGGUUAUGAUUUAGUUUAGUACUUAACUUAUCGCAUCAAGUGGUUGUUUCUCCAUAUACCAUACCAUACUGCAAAAUGCCUACUUUCCUUGUUUUCAUUCGUUUGUCAUGGUUAUACUCUUGGGGAUAACAAUUUCUUCUCCUGAUCGCUCUCUUACCUAGAACCUUGUAUGAAGACGUCUCCUUGUCUGGUAAAAACUGACGAAAUAUAAUCUAAACAAAGCACUGUGUGACAGUACAGGAGUUUGUAGGUUGCGAUCUUCCCCUUCCAAAAAUUAGGGUCGCAUCUGGAUUAUACGGUAUCAUUUCCCAGUCAAACAGAAGAGAGUAAGCAAGUAGUGGGCAUUGAACACCACACACGUCUACCUUUUGUUACUUCGAAGUUAUAAAACUUGUGUAGGUUGUAAUUAUUUGGUCAUACAUGUCUUAGAAUCAUUGCUCACGUAAACCGGAACCAUGUAGGAGCAAACCGCCCAUGAAAUAAUAUCAGUCUAUGAGGUUAUGACUUUAGAUCCUAACGUAGUCGGGAUGUGCGGAGUCGUUAAGUAAAGUUCACGAGAUAAUUAUGGCAUGCAGUUGGAACUCUUUUGGGUAUUGAUGCAGGUACGUGGAUUAAGCUUUUGUUUAAAUCUCAGGCUCGUUUUUAUUUUUAAUUUCCUGAAAUUGUUCCUUUUGUCUAUAUGAAAGAGUGUAUAAAACUGGAACUAAUGGCUAACGACCGUAUAUCUAGUUUGUGAUUGCCUGUUAUUAAGCCGUGACAAAAGACAAAAUAUUUAUUGUUACGAUUUGAUAUGGCCAAAGUAGUGCUUUGAAAAGAGGAAUAAAUCUACUGUUAUCAUAAAAUUAAGUUAUCCUUAGUAAUAUUUACCGUGAGUAGAUGGUUGUGUUUUAUUUUAUUCCCCAUUUCACAUAAGCCCACGAUGAUUUCAGUAUUGCCUGUGAGGAAGUAUUAUGAUCUAUAAAAUAAGGAUUUAUCUUUGUGAAUCUUAGGUAGUAUAUAUGUAUUUCUUUUGUCUAAUUUCUGCGUAAAUCGCUUUUUACUUUUAAAAGAUUUUACGUGACCCCCAUUCCAUUCCACCGUCCAAUGCAUCAAAAAUCUUUGAAACCAUUUCACCUAAUGUUAACCGACGAGUAAUUUCGAAUGCUUAUCUUUCUCACUAUGCAGUUCAUCCAGUUUAUCGUGUACGCUUUUGUCCUUAUGAAGACGUUUUAGGAGUAGGUAGUUCCGCUGGGAUUUCAUCCAUUCUUUGUCCUGGGAGUGCCGAACCUAAUUAUGAUGGUUUAGAAGAAAAUCCUUUUGCCAAUAAACGUUAUAGGCAAGAAAGAGAAGUUAAACGACUUUUGGAUAAGGUAAUAUUGUUCACGUGUUUUCAUAUCUACUUGUUAUUUUCGUUAAUAGUUCUAUGUUUUUCUCAAGUAUAUUCUUCAUAUAUGUGUGUUCAUAAACUUUGUUUCAAUGUAAUUUCUUAAUAUUAAAAACUGGUUUUGGAAUUUUAAUUCAGUUAGACUUUAGUUGUAAAUAUGUUCGGUUCCAUUGAAUUAAAUAAAUUCUGUGAAUACAUACUUACCAACACAAAGCAAUGUUAUCAAAGGGUUACGAGCAACUUGAGAGUAUUCAUUAGUUGAAAAUCCACAGGAUUACCUUAUCAACCAUCUGCCGAAGAAACCUACUAAAUCUAAAAUUCUUUCUGGUAAGAUAUUCAGAAUCUGCCAAAUAUGAAAUAGUACUUAGAUUCCAGAAGAGUUAGUGAGGUAUCACUAAUUCAACGACCACCUAUUUCGUCUUCUACCAGGAGAUUGAACUUCAUCGAGUACUAUUGUUUAUUAAAUCUACCAACGUUAGUAGGACACAAGCGUAUUUUAUGAUUGUUCUAGUAAAUUAUAGUCCUAUUAUAUUAUACUGACCCCUAAAGUGUCCUACUAAAGAAAAACACAUGGUAAAAUUCUUCGACUUAAUUAUUCUAUACUAAUAUCAUUUAUAUAAGCUUUCUUAUUCCUAUCAUUUCUUUUUUAAUUCAAUUGUGUGUAAAUUGCUAAUGAACAUGUUCAUGUGUAAUAAAGAUAUGUUACCAUAAAAUUCAAAAAAGAAGUGAUUGCAUAUCGGAAUAUCGAAAACAAGCAUUGAAAUAAUAGUGAUGAUAGUAAAUGUAGGGAUUACCAAGUAAAAAUUCUUUACAUUUCGUGUAAGGAAUUUAGUUACUGUAAACCGAUGCAAUACAAAUAACUUAAAAGAAUCCAAGGGCUACUUAAAGGUCCUAAUGAUUUUUAUAUUUCCAAAUUAUUGAUGAUUGGUUUAUUCUGGGUAUAUCGCUAUCUAAUCAUAGAUAAGACUAAUAUGCUUCUACUUGUUUUUUUGGUACCUUACAAUCUAAUCCGUAUUGUUGUGGAAGCUAUUAUCAUAUUAAAUCAAAAACUGGUUUCAAUUAUGAGGUUAAUAUCCGUAGAGUAAUUAGAUUUAUAGACUAACUUUAAUAGAAUAAAUAUUUCUGAGUAAGUUUGGUAGGAAUUUUCACAACAUGUUGAUACCAAUCGGACUGUUUACAUACUCCACAAGUAGGCACAGGUUUGGGAACUACUAUUUAAUAUCUAGAUAUUACAUAAAAAACGUUUUUAUUUUAUUUGAGCGCAUAAACAUUGGCACAAAGGGACACCAAAAUAUAAAUGCACCACAAUAAAAAUUAGAUUGUGUUGAGUUAUAAAAAGGAAGGUGAAUGUAAUGGAAAAAAAAUGAAAAUGAAUAGAAAUUAGUGUACGAAAGUGAAUUAAUAAUAAUAAUAAUAAGGGGAGAAGCAGUUCAGUUAAGAGAAGUAUAACCAGGUAGGAUUCUUUCGGUUAUAGAAGUUCCCCCCACUUACAUGGAGGGAAUAAAAGAAAAUUACAGCAGGACUACCACUAGCUUCUAUUCUAAGUAAUAUUUGAUAAUAUCUCAAACCACUGUGUCGCACUAUAUGACCUCAAUUAGGGAGUCUUGAAGAACCGACAGAUAUCAGUCCUUUACAGCUUUCUUUCAUACUACUGACUACCUCUGCUCUUUUUCUAACCAGUUUCAGCGUCGGCAUAUAAUGCCUGACGUGUAAUUCACUGGGGCGGCAUUUUUAGUACAUGUUCAAGGCACCGAAGUUGAUGUUUCAAAAUGGUGACGUCAAUCGAAUGAUCAUCAACUUAAUUCCAACUAAUGACAUCUUAUCGUAACUACACCAAUCCCUAUAAAUAGUCAAUAAAAGUUUUUUUAAGCAGGAUAGUAUCUUAAUCAGUAAAACAAUCAUUGAUUAUAACUUUUCGCAGACUCACAUGUGUUUCACCUAAUAGAAUCAUUAAAAAACUACUUACCGUACUAUUACAAACAGAUUCCAUAUACAAUGAUUUCAUUAAAAUCAAUCGUUGGUGAAGUUCGUCGUGAAGACCUUUUAGAAGAAUGGGAAAAGAAGAAAGCUGUAUUACUUGGACAAGUUCCCAAAGUCGAUACACCUGCUAUUAAACGAAAUAAACAAAAAGGUAGAUCAAAACCUGGCCGAAUCGAGGCAAAAAAGCAAAAUAUACACUUUGAACGUAAAAUGUUUACUAUCAAAGAAGUUUUAGGUGUACGGGAAGCGGAAGAGAAGUUACGACGAAAAGUUUCUUACAAAAAAAUCAAUGAUAUAAGCACAUUACCGAGACCUAGUGAAGCUUUAGUAACAAAAAAGAAAUUAUCGAAAAGACGCACAAACACUGCUCUUGAUGUGCUGAUUCCACCAAAAGAAUUUUAAUUUUUAAAUCUUAAUUUCUUUAUCGUUCUCUAACUAACUGUUUGUCUUCAAGUUCUUUUCUUUAAUUUCCCACUAAACUUUUUUAAAUCAACGAAUCUACAUUGCUUUAUGUAUAAUUGUCAAUGGUUGACAAUUGUAUUACUGUAAUUUACUGAAAUCAUAAUGUACAGUUUACAUUUGAUACAAAUAAAAAAAGUAUUAAGAGGUUAUAUAUGUGUGUGUUGUCAAUGUACCUCAUUAUCAGAAUUUUCUCAGCUUCCACAACGUCAGUUAUAUUUAGUUCUUUUUUCUUGUUGGGGCCGAUACCUAGUUGAAUCUCAGUUAGUAUCAGUUCCAUCAUUUGUCCAUGCCAAUCUAGUACUAACACAAUGCUCUUGAGAAUGAACUUAGUUCUUUGUAUCACUCUAAAACCUUCGGAUUUAAUGGAAAUGUUAUUGCUAGAACCUCUCAGACUGGUUCUAGAUCUCAUGCUUAAGUCAAACCUCAUAUACUACUAUUUAACGUUUGCAACUCACACGCUUAUGUCACACGACAUCCAGAGGUGACGCACAUUCGUGGUGUUUUUAACUACAUUUCUAAUCAAAUUAUUUUUUGAUGUGAAAAAUAUUAAGACAGGUUUUGGUAGAAUUUGUUUGAUUUAUAAAGAGACUUGUUAAGUCACCGAAACACACAGGAUCCUAGUGUGUUCAUUCUAAUUAAAACGAAAAGCCGACAAGAUAUACACUCCGUUUAUCUGGCGACUAGGCAGCAAGUUCUCGUGCACUGGCGGGUAAAGGCAUAGCACUAAGUAUGAGGUCAGAAGAAGCCCUUUUAGAAUGGAUCCCUAUCGACAGUCGCCUAUGUGCUGUUCGGCUAAAGAGAUCCGCAAGAGUUCAGAAGGAUAGGGAUACACGUCGAGAUGGCAGUGAGCAGGACUUACUUGUCGGUAGCUGUAUACGCGAGGCCAUGUGAGAGCACUUCGAGAGGAAGGAUUCUUCCCACCAUCGACCGUACCAGGGUAUUUGGGGCUUUGAAUUCAAAGCAAACUUCUCAGUAGAAUUUUCGUCAUGGACUGAAUUUAGCUGACAAGCUGUUGAAAAUCCUGAAGCGCGAGAUUACUGCUUGUUCUUAGCACUGAUAUGUUCGGAACACACAUCCUUGAUACUGCCAAUGGUGGAAUUUAAAGAGUUGACUUUUGACUAGCGAGAACUCACGACUAUUAAAAUUCAAUACUGUUGGAUAUGUGGCAGUUACGCACUAGUGGUAUUGGGAAGAGUUUGGGUUGGAGUUAAACAUACGAAUCAGUGAUUGCCAAGACAAUGGUCUUAUUUUCAAGCUUUUACUGUGAGAUUUCAGAUCCAUGUGUUUGAUCUCGUGCAAAGUUCAAAUUGUGAGUCGCUGAGAUGUCUAAUUUUAGGACGAAACAACUUUCCACUCCUUCCUGAUUUUCAGCUGUUAUUUAAACAAGCAAACUAUAAAAUUCAACAAUUUCUACAAAUCCCAUAAACCCACUUAGACUGCUGAGUUGGAAGCCUUUGGCCUACAUCCUUAAAUGUUGUCGAUUUAUAACCAAAACAAAAACCAUCCAUCGUUAUUGAUCAAUCUUCCUCAGAUUAGAUAUGCUUUAAGUCCAUCACUUGGAACUUCUCAUCGAAAUUAUAGAAUGUUGUCUCUAAUUCAGUCACUUACGGAAAUAUGAUUAUUAUGUUCUAUUUAAUUUUGCUGAACAUUAUAAUUUCGGAACUACAGAAGAACUUAAUUGUUCCCAACAAAACUCAAAUCACGCUUUAAUGAAGUAAAUCCUGAUGAUGUUAUCGAGAAAGACAAUGAAAGCUACGCG